CGUGUUUAUCACCAAGUGACUAUCUCAGAUGUGAAUUCUGAUCUCCAAAUGAGAUUACUGCCGGGUGAAAGCGGAGAAUUUUGCCUUCGCGCAACUGCCGAGAACUAACAUAUUCUGGGUUACGUUGGUAGCAGCCUGGAGGCUCCCUUUACCUACCAGGCAACAAGUGACACUGGUGCCUCAGAACAGACGGGCAUACCCGCCAGCCGCGAUUGACCAUAAAGGUCCAACAUCAGUCCCCUUGUCUUCAGGGGACCUGGUUGUUGUGCUCACAGUAAUAUCAUUCUACCCAUUUUAAGCAAGCAAGCAAUACAUCCAGAAAGGUUAGGGGCUACGUGCCUGCUUACUACUUGCUCUCCUCGCCCUCAAAGCAACGCCUUGAUCUUGGUGAUCAUCAUGCUUCUAACUCUUCCUACGGAGCUCAUACAAUGGGUUCUUCGAUGCUGCUCCACUCCGACUUUUCUACAAGCGGCUUUUUCGUGUCGUGCCUUGUAUGAGAUCGCGACUAGUUGUCGAGAGGUCCUUGUGCACCAUCUACGAAGGACCCCGGGAGUUCUACCCCCCGACCUCCGCUCUUUGAAUUCUAAAGACCUAUUUCGGCUGCUAUUAAGACAUGCGUUUCAGCAACUGUACGGUGCGCAAUUUCAAGCAGAGUGUGUCACUUUCGAUCUCGGAAAACCCCCACUCGAUGUAAAAGCAUCCGUGUUGGCAUCGAGGGGAAUUCCGAUGCUCGCACUCGUCUUUCGGGAACAAGAAAGCAUCCAUCUAUUUAAGGUUUCAGGGGCGAGCCUCCGACCCCAUGCCCAUUUGGAGCUCCAGUGGUGUCGACCAGGCGCAGUGGAGAUUCUCAAAACAGCAUGUGAUGGUGAUGAUACGCUAUAUAUACUCCAUCGGUUUAAGCCCUCGAUAGACGACAGCGACGAGUAUGCGAGGAAUCCGUUUGUGAGACACGCCAUGCAGCUUGAGACUGAUGGGACACUCUACCUAUCUCGAUAUUCAUUACGAUCUCCCAAUGGUCCUGUCCGCAUUUGUGCUUUCCCUGAUCAUGCCGACUAUGAGCCCUUGGCUCUGGCAGCUGCGCGUGGCGGCAUCUUUGCAAUUUCCUGGCAGCAUACUCGAGACACCACUGACUCGGAGGUGACUUUAUAUAUCAGUUCUUCGGAAUCUAAUUGUGAUAUGAGGCAGGGAGUGAUCGAAACUAGCUAUAAUUCUUGCGUCCUCCAUAACAGCAAAAGGCAGUGGUUUGAUGGCGAUCGGGGCUUACAAGGCAGACUCGCUCGCGGUCUUUUUCACGACCACAGUCCCGUAGUAGGCCUUCGGUUUAACGAUAAAUCCAGCCAACUGCUUUACUAUUACCGCGCCCAGACGUUGUAUGGCUCAUUCCAAAGAAUUGACAUGUCUUCUUUCCCUAUACAACCUACACUAUAUGAGAACACUUGCCCUGUGCAGUUUACAGACUCCCUUAGCCUUCUUUUCUCGAUCGACGUUCCUUUUUUCGGAACUCAUGAAACACAGGUCCUGGAUGGAUUCGCUCGUUGUCAAUGGAAAUAUCUUGCUUUUGGCAUAGCCACACAUCGCGAAGAGAAAUGGACCGUUGCGUGCUUGCUGAAAUCCGAAACAUUCUGUCGUGCUCAGAAUUGCCAGCAUGUCCUCCAACUUGAGCGCGGGCGGCGGCUGCCUGACUGGACAGUUGUUGCACGACUCUGGGGAUUUCAGCAUUCGACCAACUCCCUUGGCUGCAUAGUCGCGGCUUCAAGCCAAGGGACAAGGCUCGCCGUUGCCAACUGGAAAAAACUUUACGUUUGGGCCCUUGAGCCGGGUGUGCUGAUUGAAGAGAAUGGAACCGGGUUCUACCCCCUUGUAUCACAAUCAGCAAACUCCAGAAUGAUUGAAUUACGACCCAUAGUCCUGUCCUUGGAAGCAGUCUGCUUCCAAUUGCGUUUCGCUGAGGAGGAGAACGGACUGAUAGCGAUCACAGACAGAGGCGUGAUGCACUGGGAUUUAAGUCCGAGGGGGAGAGGACAACGACUGGUUGAGUCGAUUACUUGCUAGUUGAGUACCGAGAGCAAUGCUUUCGGGUAACACUCUUUCGAAAAAACAAAGAUCUAUUGAUGAACAUGUAUCGAUGAAUCAACGUGGGAAUGGCUUCGGAUUCUUAUGCGGUGCAAAUAUCACUCGCACAUUCUUCGUCCAUGUAACCACUGUAAGUGGAGC
Molecule: messenger RNA, 2214 nt
Organism: Aspergillus homomorphus CBS 101889
Lineage: Eukaryota; Fungi; Ascomycota; Eurotiomycetes; Eurotiales; Aspergillaceae
Product: F-box domain protein
Exons: 2
Coding region: 397-2052 (551 amino acids)
Molecular function (GO): protein binding
Source: RefSeq, a predicted model, not a curated record